Messenger RNA from Plasmodium coatneyi, 4095 nucleotides. Its product is annotated as AP2 family. Bases 1 to 4095 code for a protein of 1364 amino acids. The record is from RefSeq and is a predicted model, not a curated record. The transcript has a single exon. Gene Ontology annotation, molecular function: DNA-binding transcription factor activity. Gene Ontology annotation, biological process: regulation of DNA-templated transcription. NCBI's taxonomy places the organism in Eukaryota, Apicomplexa, Aconoidasida, Haemosporida, Plasmodiidae.
AUGGAAGCAUUAGCAACGGAUAAAGAGAUCGUGACGAAAAAUGAAGAGCGGAACGAAAAUGGCAGUGAUCUUCUAAUCGGGUUGUCAACCUUAAAAGAGCAGGAAGGAGAGGUAACUUAUGAAAAGAAAGAAGACGCAGAGAUAUCUAUGCAUAUGAACGAGCAAGAUAAAUUAGACGUACCAUCAUUGGUAGAAAUAUGCAAACAACAAUUGAUAGUAAUUUUAAAGGACAUGUCUGCCGAAUCGAUCAAUUCGGAUGAAAAAACUUCCUUCAUGUAUCACCUAAAUAGGUUAAGAAAUGCAGUAACCGUUGUGGAUUUGCAUAACUAUAUAGCCGUAUUUGGCCCGUGCCUAAGUUAUAACAAAUUGCCUUCCACGUGGAACAUAUCUGUAAGCGACUACUUAAAGCAGCAGUUGAAUAUACUUCGUGCUGCGGAUUCACAACAGAAUGCAGGUAACUACGUUAGUUACUUGGAAUUACAUAACGAUUAUGAUGAUAUUUUAAGUGACAAAAAAGGAAACAUAAUCACGGCGGCUAGUAAGUACAUGCAAGGGAUCGCUAAUUCGAAUAACAUAAAGGCCCAUCUGUCCAUAAAGGGGAGUAACAUACAUAUCAAUUCUGCCAACAGUACGAGUAAUGUUAGGGGGGAUGUAAAUGGAAAUUCCACUGGUAAUAUUAGUGUGAAUACGGAAGGGGGAAAUCUAGGAUCCUUUACCCUAGGUGAUCAUGAAGAUAGCAACAUUGUAGAGGACUAUUAUGACUGUCUCAUGAGGGCCAAGUUAUCAGAUGAUUCGCCAAAUUGUUUAAAAUAUAUGAUGAGUUCGAAGAAUGAUUCGCUAACCAAUGCGGAGGUGGAAAAUGUGAUAUCGUACUUGAAAAAGUAUGAAGUGAAAUCGAAUAAAAAUUACUGCAGUUUGGAGGAGGAGUUAAAAUAUAGCAGAGACUCAGAUUUUGACUACCAGGAGGAUUACCUGAAGGAUAAGACUUUAUACGACUCCGACUUGGAUGACAAUAAUUUAUUCGAUAGCAACCUGAUAGGUAGCAACAGAAACAUGAACGACAGCAGUAGCAGCGUGGGGAAUCUAAAUUUGAGCAUUCCCAAUAGCGGCUCGGCAAACAAUAAUAACAGCAACAAUUUGAGUAGUAAAAAUUAUAAUAUAAAAUAUGAUUCAUUGAAGAAGAAUAACAGCGAUGUUAUGAACACAUGGGCGAGGGCAUGCACGGAGGGACAUCCUGAAUAUCUGCCUAGAAUUCCUGGGGUUCGUUUCAAUCCAAAGAAGCAACAAUGGCUAGCUGCUUGGAAUGAUAACACCAGGGAGAUCAGAAGGUAUUUCUCCGUUAAGCAAUACGGUUUUGAACAAGCCAGAAUUUUAGCCGUGAAGGCUAGACAAGAAGCUGAAAAAGCAGGCGCUAGGUGCAAACCCAUGUUCCACGUUCAUGGAAGGAAAACAAUGGAAAACACGCCAAACGAUGUUAUGAAGAGUAGCAAUGAUAUGAUGAUGGAGGAUGGCACCAUGGGGCAUAACAACGCAGGAGGGAACAACAUUGCAGGAAGUAACUUGGGUGGCAAUAUGGGCAUGCUAAGCAGUAGCGCAAAUAAUGCGGCCCACCUAGGCACGAACGUAGCCAUGAACAAUGGAGGUAUGUCCGCAGGAGGAACACACCAACAUAUGAUUAAGAAAGAUUUAUUGAAAAAUGAAAAUAACAAAGGAGUUAAGCGAGGAAGGGGGAGACCUCCUAAGAGAAAACUGAGUGAAAAUUCGCAACUUUCGCUAGACGAUAUGGAGCAGACCCUAUGUAGGAAUGGAGAAAACGCAGAAUUAAUGGAAGCCAUGGAUUCUUUUGAUAAGAGCUGUACCAGACCGAUGAAGGGAGUAUCCUACAAUGAUCGAAAGGGUUCCUGGCUAGCCUAUUGGUCCAUAGGGAAGAAUUUCCAGAUGAGGAGAUUCCCCAUAAAGAAGCUAGGUUUUGAAAAGGCGAAGGAGCUAGCCAUUCAGUGCAGAUUAGAAGCAGAACAAGCAGGAGCAACAACCACGGAAAAUAGAACCAAAAGAAUUAGAAACUUGCUAAACAUGAAUUCGGAAAAUACAGUAGAUGGAAUGAUGGAUAUGAAUUCCCUAGACCAGGAUGAUAACCUAAAUGAUACGAAUAAAAGUUUCAAUGGAAAUAUGCUAAUGUCCCAGAUGCAUUACUAUAAUGCACACGGAAUGAACAGCAGUAAUAUGCACCCAGGGAAAAUGCCACAUAGUGAUUGUCAGGAAAGCGAAAAUGAUUUUUCGCCUACGAAGAGGACAAGGGCACCUAGAGGAAGAAGAAUGGAAAGCUUAACAGCUCGUGCGAGUGCCCUAACCCCAGUAGAAGGGGUUCGAUUCGACCCAUAUUCCUACUCCUGGUUCGCCAAAUAUUUGGAAAAUGAGAAUUCCAAAGAACCCAAAAUAUCCAAGUACCUUCUAAAAAAAUGGGGGUUCAAUAAGGCACACAGUUUGGCUGUUCAUACGGUAAAAUGCGCCUACAAAGCUGUGCCCUUUACAGACGAGGAGCUGAUUAACAUAUUUAAUGUGGACUCCAAAAAUCUUGGAAACAAUCAGAACAGCUUAAUGAAUUUGCCAUUUAAGGAUACGUAUGGAAAUAACGCAGGAGCGAAUGGAAAUGCUUACAACAACAACAACAACAACAAUAACAACUACGGUGCAAUGGGCGUCUCCAAUUCGGCAAAUGGUGCGCUUAUGGGCAACAUGGGCUACAUGAAUGGUACCAUAGGCGGGAACGUUGCCAUGGACCAUGGUUUGAGUGGCAUGCCUAUUAGCGGGGUUGGCGAUGGCAACUUCGCGCAGAAUAUGGGUGCCUACAAAGGAGGCGUAAACAACACACAUGAUAUCAUGAACAACAUAGGCAACAGCGGUACGGAGAAAAACGCAGAUAUGAGUAACAUGAAUGAAGAAGCAUCGACUGUUGGAAAUGGAAGUAGUAACAACGCAAACAACCUACAGAACAGCAUGCUAAAAAAUGUCGACGGCGCCAACAAUGUGAAUGCUCCUAGCAAAAUGGACGUAAUGAACAGCUGCACGUAUAACUACAAUAGUGGGAAUAGUGCCGUAAACGACAGCGCAGCGGGGGGAGGAGCAGCUAGCCAAAAUAAUUACCACAACGGGGGGUUAUUACCCAACAAUGGAAUUAUUGCCGGUAGCAGUUUAGGUGAGAACAAUGUAAACGGUACAUCUGAUGUCAUGGAUAAUACAACCAUGGCAAAUGGCGUAAACGCGUAUAUGAGUGAACAGGUAGGGUUAAAUGCAAACUACAGUGGAAAAAGUUUCCCCUCGGGGGAGGUGUUAGUUGCUCCGGGUGCAUCUUCAGCAACGUUGGACGAUGAAAAUGCAAAGGUGUUAAAUAAAGCGCACCUAAUGGAAAGUAGUGACAGCGCAGGAAAUAACGCCAGUGGGGGUGUCACCCAGAAUAGUAAUGUAGAUAAUUAUAUAAUCAGUAGCGAUAGUUUAUUAAAUAAUAACAACAGAAAGGUCAGCGCGGUUCAUGCCGGCAACAAGACGAUAGGUGCAGUUGGACCGUCACCGUUUGGCCAUCCCCACAUGGAUGACCCAGCUGCAGUGGGUGCAGUGCGAAUGAACGAAAUGCAUAUAAAUGGAGAGAAUGACGUUAACACGCAUGCAGGAAAUACCCAAUACGGCGUUGCAUCUACGGGUUCUAACAUGAACAUAGAUUCUGAACCUGCUAUGAAUAAGGGCAUGCCCAACAGCGCCAAUGGCAGCGUAAAUCUGGGAACGAACAGCACUGACAAUAAUAGUAGCGUCCUGGAGGGGCAUGAUAUAAUAGACAGUAGUAGAGAUGUGGAUCAGAGGAAGUUUGUAAAUGUUGUGAACGACUCAGGCAAUACGGAUAACGGUGUCAACAGUGACAGCGGGGCGAAUAGUAGCUAUGCUAAUAAUAGCCCCUAUGGCACAAAUGGAGGUGCCAAUUUUAACUCGUUCGACGGUGAAAACGCGGGCACGGGCAAUAUAAUUGGCUCUAAUGCGAAUGAGCUUAACGAGUCCUCCAUGUAUUACAUGAACGUGAAGCCGGAAAUAAAGACGGAGCAGUGA